AUUUGCAUUUGAGCUUGAUGAUGAACACAAACUUUAAAAAAAAAUAGACAUGAAUUAUAAGCUUUGGUUGGAUUCAGUUAUUCUCAAAAGUUUUUUAUUUAGCAAGCUUGAAUGUGGCUAAACUUGGAUAAAUUUAGAUCAUUCGCAGCCCUGCUGAAAUAUCUAUUUAUAGUCAAUAGAAUAAUAGAAAUGAACACUAAAUUAUUGAUUAUGGCAGUUGCUAAAUCUGACUGAUACGGUUUGCAUUCUUGCAGAGUUGGUCGAACUUCAUCAUCAGUAUCUUGCCAAGGUAAAUAUGAGUUCAGCAGGAAUACAGCCAAUCAUAGCUUCAAGACAUCAUCUCGGUCAGAUUUUGGGACAAGACCGACAAGUGGUUUGCUUGAUUUUGAUGAUCCAGCAUCUGGCAAACCAGCUAUUUUACCCUCAACGCAGACGGCUUUUCCGAGUGAAUCAAGUCAUGGUUCAUCUUCAAUCAUCCGUAAUGAUGUUGCCGCAUUGUCAGAAACUAAACCAAGUACGGCACCAAUUAGGUGCUCCAAAGAUUACAUGCAACUGCAUGCAAACCAAAGUCCAAGUUAUUUUAUCGAAGAUGGCUGUGUCGAUACUGGGGUGUCAGGAAGAUCAAAUAGUGUGCCAUGUAAUGGUAGACUAGCAGACGAUGAAGAUGGCGGUAAAGUUCCAAAGUUAUACAUCUCCAGCAACCAUGCGGAUCAUGCUGAACGCUCUGAUUCCAACAAUUCAGUUGAAUAUGUCCAAUAUUUUGAUGAGGGCUAUUGUAAAGUAUCAGAACUCGAUGACUGCCGUGAGUUAACUGAAGCUGUUGAUGCAGACAGCAACAGCAGCCACUGCGAGAGAGAAAAGCCUGAUGAAGAUGGGGACAACAACGACGAAAUGGUGGGAGGUGUCUUCGCCUUCUGUGAAGAAGGUUAACGACGCAUGGGACUUUCACCUUCUACGGUUCUGUUGUUGUCUUCGUCACCUUUUUUAGAUGACCGAUUCUAUGUGAAUGUAUUUACACUACAACUCUUCUCUUUUCUAUUCGAUUUGAUGUGGCAAUCGAAGGUGAAACAAUGUUUAUACAAGUGAGCCCAGCCGAUUGGGAAGUCCUGAAUUUUAGUGCAGUGGGGAGACUGAAGCUGAACAUAUUCAACCAUCUUCCUUCCGGCAUUUCUCUGUAUAUUCUGUACAUUUGGAUUUUAAUUCAUGUCGAAAGACUUGCUGCCCUUUCCGGAGAUGAUCUCUGGCUAGGUGUUUACUUGUAUAGAAGUGUUUACUACUACGAACGAGGUGAUUUAUCGGCAUUAAAUUAUGUCCACUGCAUUUUACAGU
Molecule: messenger RNA, 1329 nt
Organism: Zingiber officinale
Lineage: Eukaryota; Viridiplantae; Streptophyta; Magnoliopsida; Zingiberales; Zingiberaceae
Exons: 3
Coding region: 547-930 (127 amino acids)
Source: RefSeq, a predicted model, not a curated record